AUGAAAACUCCAAAGAACUUCUUGACGUGUUACUUAUUAUUAUUGUGCACGCGAUUCGAUCAUUUAGAGGCGCAAAUACUCGGAACGCACACGCACUUUGCUCCUAAUGCCGAUAGAAGCAGUCAGCUUUCACCUCAACAACAAGGACAAAUAUUGAGCGAUAUCCAGCAACAUCAACACAGAUUUGAUUUGCCUCGAAAUCAACAACAAUUCGAACCUCAACAUUUCCAGACAAAUCAAAAUUUCCAAUCGACGAAAACAUUACAGACGUUUUUGAAUCAGCAGCAGUUUGUUUCUCAGAGCCCUUUACAACUAAAUACGCAAGAAAGUUUUGCUCAAAAUGAAUUUUUGAAUAAUUUGCCUUUAUUAAAAUCCAUACCAACGAACGUUGUCCCCACGCCGCAGCAAGCUUAUCAACAAAUAUCCCCACCAACUAAUCAAGUGAUUUUUCCAGAUCAAAAACCUUCCGAAAGGACGAAAGUCAUUCAACAUCAUACGCAAACCAGUUUCCAACCGGCUCGCCAGUCACUUCCGCUAGGACCACAGUUCAUUCAACCCAGACCAACAACUGAUCCCAUUUCACUUAUAGAACAACAAAUAAAAUCGUUAGAUCCAGAAAAACACAAACAAAAAAUUAAAGAACUCAGAGAAAAACAAGCUAUAAUCGAAAAACAUGCUCAGUUCGUUGAAAAACAAUACGAAAAAGCACUUAAAAAAGCACAAGAGGAACAUCAAGCUUUCAUCGAUAGACAGAGGAACCAAAAGAAGCAACUUUAUCAAAAAUUGUACAAAACUUCUGCGGAAACAGUUUCGUUACCACAAACAGCACCAAGAUUAUUAUAUCCAGAAGAAAUUAGUUUAUUUGAACAAGCCGUUAAACAAUAUUACGAAGAACAUCCAACAACUACUUCGAGUCCUAGUACUAGUAGUACUAUUUCACCGACAUUUCUACCUACAGCGUUACCACAAUCUAAAGUUAAAUCGAUACAAACUUUAGAAGACCUGAAUCAAUUAAAAAACGAGUACAAAUCGCAAAAAAUACGGAAAGAUGAUCUCCUCGAACAACUGAGAUUAGCAAUUGGUAGAAGACAAGAAGAUGAAAGUGAAAAAACUUUGAGUUCUAGGGAGAUAUCAUCAUCUAAAGCAAAAACAAAUCAACUAAACUCACCAGGUGAUCAAGCAAACGCUUCCAAAGGGAAAGAAGAUGGAAAUGUCCUACUACCAAGCGGUCACCAAGUGAAUAUAUUCGGAACCACUACUAUUCCGAAAGAAAUAACUUUACCGAACGGACAAAAAGCUCAGUUGAUCGCCAGUACCACCCAACCGACGCCUAUAGAAGAAAUAAUACUUCCAAACGGGGAAAAAGUCGAAUUGAUCAAAACUUCGGAUCCCAGUUUGGUACCUGAUGGUGUUAAAGUCGAACCUGGUAGCGAUUUAGAAAAAUUAGUAUUUUCUAGAACAACUACAACAACGGAAACACCACCGAAAGCUAUUUUAGACGAGCUUACCAAAACCGUACCAUCUUCUAAUUACGAAUUAUUGAAAACAGGCGCGAGUGGAAGUUUAGAAUCCAUCGGGAAGAACCUCCCUGAUGAAAAAAAAGUAACGUUCGUACUUUUAGAAGAACAAAGUGAUGGUACUUUGAAAAUACAAGGCGUCAAAGGAAACGAUAAAGAUAAACCCGUCGAUGUGGACGCCAUUUUAAACAAAAUUAGAAAAGGAGAAAUAAAAUUACCAAAUAAUCCUAAUAUAAGCACAACUACACAUACACCCGAUAUAAUAUCCUCAACUUUACGCAAUGAUUUUACAACGUUAGGUGAAAUACGUGCUACUAUUACCCCUAAUUCGUUCGCUACCGAAGAACCCCGAUUCGGUAGUACCAUAAGUGAAUAUAACGAAGAAGAAACUGGAAUACCAUCAUUAAAAACCAAUAUAGGUACGCAAAUAAUCUCGACUUCAACGCCAUCAACUUACUUUUCAAGUACACCUCGUAUAUUAAACAAGGAUUUAUUAAAUCAAGCGUCUAGUGUACAAGAAUCGCCGAGUAAAAAUUUGCUAGCUCCCAAACCUACGGAAAUAACGAUACAACAAAAUUUUUCUCAAUUAAAUCCGAUACAAGAAGUAGAAAAUUUGAAAUCUGAAUUACCAGAGAUAUUAAAAAAGAACGGAUUGUUCGCUAUGGCGAAGUUUUUAAAACAAUCUGGUCUCGAUACGAUUUUGAACGAGACAGGUCCGUACACGAUAUUCGUACCGACCGAUAAAGCUUUUAGAACUUUGUUGAUUCAAUUAGGGGGGCCCGAGAGAGCGGAGGAAAAAUUUAAAGAAAAUCCGAGGUUACUAAGUGGGCUAUUGUUGCAUCACGUAAUACCGGGUGCGUUUAAAAUAAAUUCUCUACAGGAUGAAAUGACAGGUGUGUCUUUGGCGGGAACUCAAUUACGAGUGAAUCAAUAUGCUAUGCACGAUAAAGAAUGGAACGAUAUCAAAAUUACUACUAUAAAUGGAGCCAAGAUAUCAGAAGAAAACCAAGAUAUCGAAAUACCACAAGGUGUUGCACACGCUAUAGAUAAAGUUAUGUUUCCCCUACCGGUUGGAGAUAUCGUUCAAACGCUGCAAUCAGAUCGAGAAAGGAGAUUCACUAGUUUAUUAAGAGCAAUAUUUGCUUCCGGACUCAACGAAAUGCUUCAGAGCUCAAAAAUUUUCACGUUGAUCGCACCGACAGAAAAGGCGUUCGCUGCUUUAUCCACCGAAGAUCUAAGCAAAUUAGUAACCGAUAAAGUUUUAGCGCGAGAAUUGGUUCUCAGACACGUAUUAUCUGGGACUCUUUAUACCAAUGGUAUGAGAUACUACCAAAUUAAAGAUAGUCUACUACAAGAUCGACAAAUUACCUUCAGUAAACAAACAGGUAAAGUGAAGGUGAAUAAUAAUCUUCUAACAACGCAGAACAUUCCCGCUACGAACGGUGUUAUCCACGCCAUCGACAAUCUACUUUGAAUGUAUUUCGAUGAUAUUUUAUGAUUUUUCAAUCUGCGAUCGCCGUCAUAGAAAAGAAGAUUUGUUAGUGUAAUAGAUAAACAAUUAACAAUAUAGAAUUACUUUUAACAAUGCAGGACUCGAUAAAGGUACAAAAUUUGUUAAACUAAUUCCAUUUAUAAACUAAUUGAUGUUAAAAAGGUUCAGGUAAGCUUUAUUGAUCAUGUGAAUACAUUUUUAUCCCAGAUUUUUUUACGUGACAUAUAUUGCAGUAUUUUGAAUUUUUUUUUUACUUACAGUACAAGAAUUUAGUUUCUGUAUUACUUUAUACGUACGGCAAAGUUGUUUUUUCUAUGACCUGCAUCAACAAUUUUAGUUAAAAGAAACUUUUGAGUGCAAACUUGUUUGAUUUACUAAAUUAGGUUUGUCCUGGUAGUUUCCAGUUUUCGAGAAAUUUUAUUGAAUAUGACACUAUGUUAUAUCCUAUAAACACCAUAAAUUCGACCGAAAUUAUCAAAACUGGCCACAAGACUAAGUUGUAUAUAUUUAAAAAACAUUAUUGAAUGUUUAAUAAUACCUCUAUCAAUAUUGUAAAUUAUUUAAGUAACUAAUAGAUUAGUUUGUACAUUUAUUUGUAAUAUAUGAUUUUUAAAAAUA
This is a messenger RNA of Diorhabda sublineata, 3627 nucleotides long. RefSeq lists its product as uncharacterized. Gene Ontology annotation, cellular component: extracellular matrix. NCBI's taxonomy places the organism in Eukaryota, Metazoa, Arthropoda, Insecta, Coleoptera, Chrysomelidae. Gene Ontology annotation, molecular function: cell adhesion molecule binding. Bases 1 to 2991 code for a protein of 996 amino acids. The record is from RefSeq and is a predicted model, not a curated record. The transcript is spliced from 6 exons. Gene Ontology annotation, biological process: extracellular matrix organization; cell adhesion.